UUUUUCGUUUUACUAAAAAGCGAAGGUAUUUACACUCUAGAAUGUGCUGCUAACGAAAGUAUUGAUAAUCGAUAUGGUUUAAAAAUAAAUUAAUGCCAAUUUUAAACUGUUCGAGAUAUUAGGAAUAAAAACCGUUUUAAUGCUGUACUAUAAUUGAUACGCUUAACGUUGUUUUGUAAAAAAUCUGUUUGCGCGAAUGACAGCUCAGAUUAUAUAACGCUGUCUUUUGAUUGGUUCACAGAAUUCGUCGUUUUUGUAUAUUAACUAGAUGUUUCAUCCCAUCAUCAUUCAGUUUAUCAUACUUGUUCCUGUGUUAGUACGUUUGUUCCGUGAAAUCAAGAAUCAUGUCUGGUCGUGGUAAAGGUGGCAAAGUGAAGGGAAAGUCAAAGACCCGUUCGUCUCGUGCCGGAUUACAGUUCCCGGUUGGUCGUAUCCACAGACUGCUCCGCAAAGGAAACUAUGCUGAACGUGUCGGAGGUGGUGCUCCAGUCUACCUGGCCGCUGUCAUGGAAUACUUGGCUGCCGAAGUCUUGGAAUUGGCAGGCAAUGCCGCUCGUGACAACAAGAAAACUCGUAUCAUCCCGAGACAUCUUCAAUUGGCCAUCAGAAACGAUGAAGAAUUGAACAAAUUGUUGUCCGGUGUCACCAUCGCUCAAGGAGGUGUGUUGCCGAACAUCCAAGCUGUUCUCUUGCCGAAGAAAACUGAGAAGAAAGCUUAAGUUGUUAAGCUUGGAAAUCCAAUUAAAACGGCCCUUUUCAGGGCCAAUAAUAAUAAUUUCUUCACUUUAUGUGUAAAAUGGUAAAGCGUUUAAAUUAUUGGAUUAUGCUAGUUCAACUGAUGUUCAGCUGAUAAGAUCCUUCAUUCAAUCGAACUUUCGAACAUUCUCUUGUUAAUCAUUGUUGAGCGAGAUAGAUCAAUGUUUUCGUUCGAUUCAAAGUAAUCAAACUCGUCAUAGAACAAUAAAGAUUAAUCUUUCGUCA
Molecule: messenger RNA, 981 nt
Organism: Planococcus citri (citrus mealybug)
Lineage: Eukaryota; Metazoa; Arthropoda; Insecta; Hemiptera; Pseudococcidae
Product: histone H2A
Exons: 1
Coding region: 345-719 (124 amino acids)
Biological process (GO): heterochromatin formation
Cellular component (GO): chromatin; nucleosome
Molecular function (GO): structural constituent of chromatin; DNA binding; protein heterodimerization activity
Source: RefSeq, a predicted model, not a curated record